This is a messenger RNA of Fusarium mangiferae, 852 nucleotides long. RefSeq lists its product as uncharacterized. Gene Ontology annotation, biological process: kinetochore assembly; attachment of mitotic spindle microtubules to kinetochore; protein localization to kinetochore. Bases 1 to 852 code for a protein of 283 amino acids. The record is from RefSeq and is a predicted model, not a curated record. Lineage: Eukaryota; Fungi; Ascomycota; Sordariomycetes; Hypocreales; Nectriaceae. The transcript has a single exon. Gene Ontology annotation, cellular component: kinetochore.
AUGAGUCAGCCAAAUCCAGAAAAGGUUCUUGAAGCCUUGAACAAACUUCAGUCAUCACAAGAAAUCUCAAUCAUCAGACUCAGUGAACCCAUCUCAAGCUCAAGGCCUCAAGAUGCCCGGCAACGAACAUCAGAUGCAUCAAAUUCAGCCUUUGACGCGCCAACUCCCGCAGGCUUAACAGCCGAUCUAGAACACUACAAAGAGCUCUUCGCCAAAUUGCGCUUUUCAUAUGUACAGCAAGUCACAAAGGAAAAGUUCAUCCGAGCCAUUGUCGGCGACCCACCAAUGAUUGUCACGAUGGAAGAGAAUCUGGAACUUGAAAAGGAAAACGCGGUUACAAAGAAGCAACUCAAAGAACUCAAAACAGAAGUGGCGGAUAUGGUGGCAGAUCUUGAGAGGAGAGGCAUCGAGCUUAGCCAGAAGUACGAGAGUGUGCAACUUGAAACGGCAAAGCUGCGUGAGAUGCCUACAAAGAUCCAGGAUUUGGAAAUGAGAAUUGAACAACUACGCACAGAACUAGAAACACCAGAUGGAUCCGCCCCCAGCAUGAAUCUGCCUUUAGCCAAAACCCAGGAUCUCGUCAACCAACGCAAGCUGGAACAGCAGGAACUCGCGCGAGAGCUGGAGUCCUUACAAGCCAAGGUCCCUCGGAAAAGAAAGGAGGCUGAAAGACUUCGUAUUGAGCUGCAGCCUCUUGAGAACAAGCGCCAAAAUAGCGCGACUGCUGCGCGUGAGGCGAGGAGGAGAAAGGAGGCCGCUUUGGGUGGUGCAGCGGACGACCUGGAGGAGAGAGCUCGCUGGUGGAGAGCGAGUGAGGGUGUGUUGACGCAGGUUUUGGAUAUCAAGAAUUAA